Messenger RNA from Trichoderma aggressivum f. europaeum, 3474 nucleotides. RefSeq lists its product as uncharacterized. The record is from RefSeq and is a predicted model, not a curated record. The transcript has 4 exons. Bases 1 to 3474 code for a protein of 1157 amino acids. Gene Ontology annotation, molecular function: DNA binding; ribonucleoside binding. Gene Ontology annotation, biological process: DNA-templated transcription. Gene Ontology annotation, cellular component: RNA polymerase III complex. NCBI's taxonomy places the organism in Eukaryota, Fungi, Ascomycota, Sordariomycetes, Hypocreales, Hypocreaceae.
AUGCCGUUGAUAGACGAUGGCUUCGAGGCCCUGCUGGAGCCUUUCUACAACGGCAAGAAGCUGACGGAUCCCAUCUCGACCAAGGAAGACAAGUUCCAGCUGCUGCCGGCCUUCCUCAAGGUUAAAGGCCUUGUAAAGCAGCACAUUGACUCAUACAACUUCUUUGUCGAAACCGAGAUCAAGGAAAUCGUCCGCGCCAAUCGCACCAUCCGCAGCGAUGUCGACAGCAACUUUUGGCUAGACUUCACCGAUAUCCGAGUCGACCAACCUCGCCGACUAGACUACACGGACUCCAAAUCCCGAACUGAGGUUACACCAAUGGAGUGCCGACUCCGCGACAUGACAUAUGCCGCUCCCAUAUUUGUCGAUAUUGCAUAUAUCCGUGACAAGCAGAAGAUUGUCCGCAAAAAUGUGCCGCUUGGACGGAUGCCUGUCAUGCUCAAGAGCUGCAAGUGCCGACUUAGCGGAGCAAACAACUCUCAGAUGGAGCAGAUGAACGAAUGUCCCUUGGACCCCGGUGGCUACUUUAUCGUCAAUGGCACCGAGAAAGUCAUUCUGAUUCAGGAGCAGCUCAGCAAGAAUCGUGUCAUUGUCGAAGCCGACGAGAAGAACGGCGUCAUCUCCGCCUCGGUAACCAGUUCCACCCACGAGCGAAAGUCGAAGACAUAUGUUACAUUAAAAAAGGACAAAAUCAACCUCACCCACAAUAUUCUGGUCGAAGGCAUCCCUAUCGUCAUCAUUCUAAAAGCUCUAGGAGGUCUUUCGGACUACGAGAUUAUGCAGCUUGUGGCAGGCUCAGAUGGCCGAUAUCAGGAUGAAUUCCUCGUCAAUUUUGACGAAGCUGCCAAGGCCGGUAUCUUCACGCAACACCAGGCGCUGGAAUACAUAGGAUCGCGCGUCAAAAUGGGCUCGAGGAAAGGCCAGUUUGGUGCUCAAGCUCGCCGCAACAACGUCGAAGAGGGACUGGAUGCUCUAGCCAAUCUUAUCAUUGCCCAUGUCCCCAUUGACGGUCUCGAUUUCUACCCCAAGGCCAUAUAUGUGGCUAUGAUGACACGGCGAGUUCUCAUGGCCUCCCAGGAUCCCAAGUUGGUAGAUGAUCGAGAUUUCGUUGGAAACAAGCGCCUUGAGCUGGCUGGUCAGCUGCUCUCUCUCCUCUUUGAAGAUCUUUUCAAGAGAUUCAUGGGAGAAGUCAAGAUGUCAAUCGACAAGUUCCUGAAAAAGAAUAAUAGAGCUGUGCCCUUGGACGCUGUUCACAUGAUUAGCAAUCAUGCCAAUAGCAUUGGCUUGGGAAUCAAUCGGGCUAUUCAGUCAGGAAACUGGAGCGUCAAGCGAUUCAACAUGAACAGAGCCGGCGUCACUCACGUUCUCAGUCGACUCAGUUACAUCAGCGCUCUCGGCAUGAUGACAAGAAUUAGUAGUCAGUUUGAGAAGACAAGAAAAGUGAGUGGGCCUCGAGCUCUUCAGCCUUCGCAAUGGGGUAUGCUUUGCCCCUCCGAUACGCCUGAAGGUGAGGCGUGUGGUCUCGUCAAGAACCUUGCUUUGAUGACCCAUAUCACAACAAACGUGGACGAGGCACCCGUGAUGCGGUGGAUUUUCACCCUUGAUGUUGGCGUUGAGCCGAUUAGAAACUUUUCAGGCGCUGAGAUGCACCGCGAAGGCUCCUACAUCAUUCACGUCAACGGUACACCGUUUGCACUUACCAGAUAUCCCAAGAGAUUUACGCAUAGAUUCCGCACAAUGCGUCGCCGCGGCUGGAUCUCGCCCUUUGUCGGCAUCCACACCAACUCACACUUCAAUGCAAUUCACAUAGCUACCGAUGAAGGCCGUAUUUGUCGGCCGUACAUCAUUGUCAAGAACGGCAAGCAAAAGCUCAAGCCAGAACAUCUCCGUCUUCUCCAGAUGGGUAAGGUCACCUUUGAUGACUUCCUGACAAAGGGUAUCGUAGAGUACCUGGACGUCAAUGAGGAAAAUGAUGCUCUCAUUACCAUCUAUGAAGAUCAAGUAACAAUGAGCACGACCCAUCUGGAGAUUGAGCCAUUCACGAUUCUCGGCGCCGUUGCAGGCCUGAUCCCCUUCCCGCACCACAACCAAUCGCCUCGAAACACCUACCAAUGUGCCAUGGGUAAACAAGCCAUUGGCGCCAUUGCACACAACCAGUUCAACCGAAUCGACACUCUCCUAUACACCCUAGUUUACCCUCAACGGCCCAUGGUCAUCACAAAGACUAUUCAGCUUAUCCAUUACGACAAACUCCCUGCUGGCCAAAACGCCACAGUCGUCGUCAUGUCAUACUCUGGAUACGAUAUCGAAGAUGCUCUGGUCUUGAACAAGGCAUCGAUUGACCGAGGAUUUGGGCGCUGUCAGGUCUUCCGUAAAUAUACGACUGAGCUUCAGAAAUACCCGAACGGAAGGAGAGAGCGAAUAGGCGACCCACUCAAUGAGAUAGACAACGGCGUCAUGCGACGAAUCAAGAAGCACGAAGCGUUGGAUGAUGAUGGCCUAGCCAUUGUUGGUCAGAGAAUUCACUCAGGAGAGGCAAUGGUCAAGAAGGAGACACCUCUCGAUAUGACAACAACGGGUAUUGGUCUUGAUCGUGGACCCAGCGAGUACCGCGACACCGCAGUUUCAUACCGCAUCGCUGAUCCGGCUUACAUUGACAAGGUCAUGAUCUCGCAGACAGAAAAGGACACGACAGUCAUCAAGGUUCAGACGAGGCAAACCCGUAGACCAGAACUGGGUGACAAGUUCUCUUCUCGUCACGGACAAAAGGGUGUCGUGGGCAUCAUUGUCGACCAAGAAGACAUGCCAUUUGCUGAUAGCGGUCUGUGCCCUGAUAUUAUCAUGAACCCGCACGGCUUCCCCUCUCGAAUGACAGUCGGCAAGCUGCUUGAAUGCCUGACUGGCAAAGCAUCCAUUGUUCACGGCCGCAAAGAGUAUGGUUUCGGUGACGCUUUCCGAUCUCAUCCCGUUGAGCAGGUAAGCGAGGUCUUGGUUGAUCACGGCUUCUCAUGGGAAGGCAAGGACUACUUCACAUCCGGUAUCACCGGAGAGCCACUUGAGGCGUACAUUUUCAACGGUCCGAUCUACUACCAACGUCUGAAGCACAUGGUGCAGGACAAGAUGCACUCUCGUGCCCGUGGUCCCAGAGCCAUCUUGACUCGACAACCUACAGAAGGUCGAUCGCGAGACGGUGGUCUACGUCUGGGAGAGAUGGAACGUGAUUGUCUCAUCGCCUAUGGCGCUUCUCAGCUUCUCUUGGAACGGCUCAUGCUGAGUUCCGAUGGAGUCAUGAUUGACAUUUGCCAGCAGUGCGGUCUUUUUGGAUACCGGGGAUACUGUGGCACGUGUAAGAGCACAAGAGAGGUGACGAAGAUGCAGAUGCCGUAUGCUGCCAAGUUGCUGGUACAGGAAUUGAUCAGCAUGAAUGUCGGAGUACGACUGCAGUUGGAGGACGAGUUCCCUCAUCCCAGUUAG